Molecule: messenger RNA, 4179 nt
Organism: Oncorhynchus masou masou (cherry salmon)
Lineage: Eukaryota; Metazoa; Chordata; Actinopteri; Salmoniformes; Salmonidae
Product: FH1/FH2 domain-containing protein 3-like
Biological process (GO): cortical actin cytoskeleton organization; sarcomere organization; cardiac myofibril assembly
Cellular component (GO): cytoplasm; cytoskeleton
Molecular function (GO): actin filament binding
Source: RefSeq, a predicted model, not a curated record
AUGGAUACGGUCCAGAUAAGAUAUAAGUGUGUUGAGAGGCUCGCAGCAGAGGAGUAUGAGAAAGAGAGAGAGCGCGCGAGAGCGCCACCCAGGGGGCGCACAGAGAUCACCCUGAGCCUGAGCCCCACCCCCUCCAGUCGCUCCGCCUCCCCCCGCUGUGCCACGCCCUCCUCCAUCGCCUCUCCGGAAGACGCUGGCAACAUUCCAUCCCAGACAUCCCAGACGCAGGGAAGUGAAGUAGACGUAGAGCCAAGCCGUGACCUUCAGACUAGAACUACAAGUCCAGCGCCAGAGUUAAUAGUAUCAGGACCUUCUCCAGAACCCACAGAGCCCCCCUCCCAAACUCCCCCGGCGCCAGCCGAGGAGCAGGCAGAGACAGAGACGCAGACAGAGAAGCAGGAAGUAGCUGAAGUUGAGUCCAAGCAGGAAGUACUAGAGCUAGUGGAGUUAGCGGUAGAUGAACAGACACAGGGUAAAGAGCAAGAAGAAAGUGAGGAGGAGGAGGAGGGUAAGGAGGAAGAGAGACAGUCAGGGAAUGAGGUAGAGGGAGAAGAGAAGGUAGAAGAGGAGGUAGAGGGAGAAGAGGUGGAGAUAGAAGAUGUAGAAGUGGUAGAGAUAGAGGUGGAGGAGGAGGGAGAGAGGGAGGUGGAGGAGCGGCUGGUCCUCCUCAGUGAGAAGGAGAGGCAGAACGAGGAAGUGAAUGAGAAGGACAACUGUUCUGCCUCCAGUAUCUCCUCAGCCAGUAGCACUCUGGAGAGAGAGGAGAGGGAGGAGAAAGUCAACAGCAACCUUGAACCAGGCCAGUGCAUUAAGGAGGAAGACGUGAACGGGCAGUGCAGCAAGAUCCUCAACAGCAAGCGCUUCAUGCUGGACAUGCUCUAUGCCCAGAACAAGACCGCUGCCGACGAGGACGAAGAGAAGGCGGGAGAGACGGAACAGACGGAGAAAUGCAAAGAGGGGAUGGAGACGUCAUCGCUAGAGGGUCAGGACGGGUCGUCGGUGGCCAGCUUAGCCAGUCGUAUCUCUACACUGGAGGCCAGCAGGCAGGCCUGCGAGGAGAACGUCAAGAAGAUGGAGGUGCAACACCUGGAGAACCAGGGGAGCGUCAGGGCCGUGGCCGAGAAAUUUGGAGACCUUGUUAAAAGCCUUGUGUCGCCUCACGAGCUGGAGGCAUUGGAGAAGCAGCAGCAGGGGCAGCUUCAACCUGAUAAAGACAAAGCUCCUCCGGCCCCGUCCUCCUCUCCCCUACCUCCUAAGAAGGAGUCAGAUUAUAUCUGGGACCAGCUGAUGGCAGCCCCCAGGGAGCUGCGGAUUAAAGAGAUGGACUUUACAGACCUGGCAGACGAGGAUGAUCUGGACAUCUUAGACGUGGACAGUGUGCUGAUGGGCUCCAGUGACCUGAUGAUCCCUCCCCCUCCUCCCUGUCUCUCCACCCUGCCCCCUCCCCCUCCCCUGGGCCUGUUCGGCUGCCCCCCGCCCCCUCCUGUCCCUGGCAUGAUGCCCCCUCCCCCGCCCUUCAUGCCCCCCGGACCCGCCCAGCCCUACCCGGGGUCCCCCCAGCUGAGCCGAGGGACAGCGGAGCCCCCUCUGUUCCAAAAGAAGAAGAAGACUAUCCGUCUCUUCUGGAACGAGGUAAGGCCCAUGGACGGCCAGUACAGGAGCCACAAGCGUUGUAGAGAGUCUCUCUGGUCCAAACUGGAGCCAGUCAAAGUGGACACGUCCAAGCUGGAACACCUGUUUGAAACCAAGUCCAAGGAGCUGCCUGUUACCAAGAAAACAGCAGUGGAUGGGAAACGACAAGAGAUUAUUGUCCUGGACUCCAAACGGAGCAAUGCCAUCAACAUCGGGCUGACCGUCCUCCCCCCUCCCCGCACCAUCAAGACAGCCAUCCUCAACUUCGACGAGUACGCUUUGAACAAGGAGGGGAUCGAGAAAAUCCUGACGAUGAUCCCGACGGAGGAGGAGAAGCAGAGGAUCCAGGAUGCUCAGCUGGUGAACCCUGACGUCCCCCUGGGAUCAGCAGAGCAGUUCCUCCUCACCCUGUCCUCCAUCACGGAGCUGUCCGCCCGGCUGCAGCUCUGGGCCUUCAAGAUGGACUACGAGGUCACGGAGAAGGAAGUGGCAGAGCCUCUGCAGGACCUUAAGGAAGGGAUGGACCAACUGGAGAAGAACAAGACGCUGCGUUACAUCCUGUCCACGCUGCUGGCUAUAGGCAACUUCCUUAACGGAUCCAACGCGAAGGGCUUUGAGCUGGGUUACCUGGAGAAGGUUGCGGAGGUAAAGGACACGGUUCAUAAGCAGUGUCUACUGCACCAUGCCUGUUCCAUUGUGGUGGAGAAGUUUGCAGACAGCUCAGACCUGUACUCUGAGAUAGGAGCCAUCACCCGUCUCGCUCAGGUGGACUUCGACCAGCUCCAAGACAACCUGAGCCAGAUGGAGCGACGCUGCAAAGCAUCGUGGGACCACCUCAAGGUCAUCGCCAAGCACGAGAUGAAGCCUGCGCUCAAACAGAAGAUGUCUGACUUCCUAAAGGACUGUGCAGAGAGAAUCAUCAUCUUGAAGAUAGUCCAUCGGAGAAUUAUCAACCGGUUCCAUGCCUUCCUGUUGUUCCUGGGCCAUCCAGCGUACGCUGUGCGGGAGGUCAGCAUCCACCGCUUCAGUAAGAUCCUCAGUGAGUUUGCCCUGGAGUACCGGACCACACGGGAACGCGUCCUGCAACAGAAACAGAAGACACCCAACCACAGAGAGAGGAACAAGACCAGAGGAAAGAUGAUCACAGAUGGUGGAAAGUUUGGCGGUAGCGCCCCGGGGCCUGUAAGCCAGGAGGGCGUGCUGACGCAGGGUCUGCAGUACGCAGAGGAUGCAGCGGAGCAUGAGAACAUGAAGGCAGUGCUGAAGAGCAGCUUGCAGGGCUGCAGUGACAGUGGAGCGUCCACCGUGCCAGGCCUACGUACACGCACCAGAGCCAGCAGGCCAGGCCGUGUGGGUCCUUGGGGCUCAUCAGUGAUUGAAGACCCACCUAAUUGCACAGAGACAGACGCUGCAGAUGAGAUCAUGGAGCGCAUCGUCAGGUCAGCCACUCAGGGGCCCAGGACACGGACAGAGCCUCGCGAGAGGAAGAGGUCCAGAGCCAACCGCAAGUCACUGAGAAGAACACUGAAAAGCGGUCUGACGCCAGAGGAGGCCAAUGCCUUGGGGUUGUCCAGUGGUUCAGAGAUGGCUGUGUGACAGGAAGAGAAGUAGAGCUGGAUCCGGCAGCACAGCACACACAGACACCUGGGAAACCCUCUUACCGCCCGCCCCGCCCUUCACUGACCCCUGACCUCUAACCCCUGCUCAUCCAGCCAGCCAGUCAACCGCUGCACCAUAGCUUCGCUUGGUCUUUCCCCUGGUUCAGCUUUAUGAUGACUGUAGCUCACCUUCCUGUCUGUGGUUUGUGCAGGGAGCUGUGACACUGUGUUCCACCUGGUUAAGAUGGUAAACAAUGUUCAGGAAGAGACCAUGAGGAAUAUGGUCCUCAUCCAGAAUAAUAGAUGGUUUUCAGUGGAACAGUGGUAUUAGUAUAGGGGCAGUUAAAGGGGUUCAGUGAUCCAGCUGACUCAGCUCCACACACACACACUCAGGUAAAGUUCAGCAUCCAAACCACUACACUAUGCUGCUGUGCCGACUUGAGUGUUUCUUAAUGGUGUUGUUCCAAUCAGUUGUUUCUCCUAACCUUUGAAUAUGAGGCUGAGGCCUUUGAGGAACAGCUCACAUCUCAACUGUAAGUCUUAAUCACUUGAUGAAGCCCACAGUGACCACAUGACUAGUGGUGAAUCUCAGUUGUAUUUUCUUGAUUCCUCGUGUCUUCUAUCCUCACCUGUCUACACAAGGCAUUGGAGGACUAGAACUGAGGUUCGUCCUCCCUAACCUUUUCCUCAAUUGAGAUUCACCCUAUGACUGAAAGAUACAAACUGAGACUUACCUACACAGAAGACAUUUAGCCUCAGGACUUCUAAAGGGAGGGGCAUGCGAGUGCUUGAAUCACUGUGGACUUGUGUCUGAACCAAAAAGGCCUCGGAGUUGAAUAGUAAAGAAGUUAGCAUUGACGCUAAAGAAGUUAGCAUUGAUGCUAAAUAAGUUAACAUUGAUGCUAAAGAAGUUAGCAUUGAUGUUAAAGAAGUUAGCAUUGAUGUUAAA